Messenger RNA from Scylla paramamosain (green mud crab), 627 nucleotides. RefSeq lists its product as uncharacterized. The transcript has 5 exons. The record is from RefSeq and is a predicted model, not a curated record. The coding region runs from base 1 to 627 and encodes 208 amino acids. Lineage: Eukaryota; Metazoa; Arthropoda; Malacostraca; Decapoda; Portunidae.
AUGGAUACGGAAUUAAGGAAAUACUGGGGACAAAACACCAGACACAUAGGAGCCAUACACAGCACUACACAGCACUACACAACAGUACACAGCAAUACACAACCAUACACAGCCAUACACAGCAAUACACAGCAAUACACACCUUACACAGCAAUACACAGCAAUACACAGCCUUACACAGCAAUACACAGCAAUACACAGAAGGUCACAGCCAGAGUGUGUGUGCUUGGAGGACCUGAGCCACCUCCACCCCACCCCUGGGGCUUCCUGCCCCAGGAGGAGGAGGAGGAGGAGGAGGAGGAGGAGGAGGAGGAGACGCGGGUGCCCCCCGGGGGACGUGACAGCGGUGACGACGAGCCCCCCGUCCUGCACCCCCUGGCCCCCAAGCCCCACCCCACCUACCACCAGCCACACCAGUCCCCACAGCAGCCUCCGUCACCCGCCCCACACCAGGAGCACCUGCCCCAGGACUGCCUGCCCCGCCCCCACAAGACACCGCCCCCAGCCUCCCCUGUCCAGAAGGAGCGCGCCCCUCACAGGUCCCGCUCCCGCUCCCACUCCUGCUGCAGCACUGUGGCACUCAACAUAGCCACAGCAGGAGAGGCCAAUUAUCAACCCCCAAACUAA